AUGAAGGAUUUAGUCUUCAAAUUAGAUGCAGAACAUGAGGAAGAAGCAAAUGCUGCCUAUGAUCAAGUUCUGGAGUUGCUCGACACAGAUCCAACAGCAUCUCAAUACUUUAACAGACAAUGGCGUUACAACAUAUCAAGAUGGAUUGCUCGUGACAGGCGUGAAGGCGACGCAACUAAAAAUAUUGCCGAAGCUCAUUUUAGAACACUCAAACAUGACUAUUUUCCUGAUCGAAAAAAUCUCAGAAUUGAUGAUGUUAUUAUAGAAAUUUAUACAAAAGUGAUACCAUCUUUCGUUAUCAAACUCAAAAUUGAUCAAAAUCCAGCAGAUGACCGUGUCAUUAGGAUCAUGGAAAAAGCAACUAACGCAGAAAUUGAUGUAAAAAGACAAAGAAAAAUCGAGAGUAUUUCAAUGCUCAAUAGAUUGCUCAAUGCUGUUAGUGAUGACUCAAUAGAUCCCACUAAAAUAUAUCCUACCUUGAAAGUAUUAUUACAAAGAACUCAUUUUAUUUAA
Molecule: messenger RNA, 513 nt
Organism: Trichomonas vaginalis G3
Lineage: Eukaryota; Parabasalia; Trichomonadida; Trichomonadidae
Product: MULE transposase domain-containing protein
Exons: 1
Coding region: 1-513 (170 amino acids)
Source: RefSeq, a predicted model, not a curated record